CUUUAUAAAAGUCUACUUGGGUUAGCUGUUGGACAGGGAUCUUUCUUCUUGGCAGUCCCGGUAAGUCCCUUUUUCCACCGUCCAUCACUCUAUCCCAGCUUCAGCCAUGGCAGCGUUGUUGAGAUCCCUCCUUGCUCUCCUGCUCUCCUCCCUCUUCCUUUCCCACAUCCCAGCUGAUGUCUCAGCCACAACUAUAACGAUGUACAACAAGUGCACCCACCCAGUCUGGCCAGGGAUCCAACCCAGCGCAGGAAAGCCCAUCUUAGCCCGCGGCGGCUUUAAGCUCCCACCAAAGAAGGCCUACACACUCAACCUUCCCGCCCUCUGGUCCGGCCGCCUCUGGGGCCGCCACGGCUGCGCCUUCGACGCCACCGGACGCGGCCGCUGCGCCACUGGCGACUGCGGUGGCUCACUCUUCUGCAAUGGCAUCGGCGGCACCCCACCCGCCACCCUCGCGGAGAUCACCCUCGGUAACGACCAAGACUUCUACGAUGUCAGUCUCGUCGACGGCUACAACCUCGCCAUCUCCAUCACCCCAGUCAAAGGCUCCGGAAAAUGCAGCUACGCUGGGUGUGUCAGCGACCUGAACAUGAUGUGCCCCGUGGGUCUCCAGGUCCGGUCGCACGAUAAAAGGAGAGUGGUGGCUUGCAAGAGCGCUUGCUUUGCGUUCAACUCGCCCAGGUACUGUUGCACCGGGAGCUUUGGAAGCCCCCAGACUUGCAAGCCCACGGCUUAUUCAAGGAUCUUCAAGGUGGCUUGCCCCAAGGCCUACUCUUAUGCUUACGAUGAUCCCACCAGCAUCGCUACAUGCACCGGCAGUAACUAUUUGGUCACCUUCUGCCCUCAUCAGCAGCGCUAAUCAGUGCCUUCAGGCUUCAGUAAUAUAUAUAUAUUUAUAUUAUACUCCUACAGUAUUAGUGGGUGAUGCGUCUUGUAUUAGGUAUGAGAUUACCAGUUCAUGCAAAAGAAAAAGGCAGUGUUUAGAUUAAGCGGAGAAAGGAAGGGCAUUAUGGUAAAUCGGUUUGCGCACUUUUGGGUCUCCUAUUUCGUCUCCGACAUCAAUCAGCCGUCCUUGUCAUUAUUUCUAUGAAACUGUAAACUUUUAUCUUUACUGCUGCAUGUGACUUGUGAGUCGUGGCAGAAUCAUAUCUUCAAGUUUUUUACUCUUCUAAUUAACACGGUAAUUUUAGCUA
Molecule: messenger RNA, 1193 nt
Organism: Alnus glutinosa
Lineage: Eukaryota; Viridiplantae; Streptophyta; Magnoliopsida; Fagales; Betulaceae
Product: thaumatin-like protein
Exons: 2
Coding region: 107-859 (250 amino acids)
Biological process (GO): defense response
Cellular component (GO): extracellular region
Source: RefSeq, a predicted model, not a curated record